UUGCGCGCGGAAGUGUUAGUCACGUGACAUAUCAAGCGUAAAUAUUUUUCUCCUCACGGCGAAUGAUCGUCGACCUCGCUGUUUUACCUUUAUAAAUGAAUAUCGACUUAACUUUUCCCUAGUUUAAACGGCGUAGAUUUUGUCUCGUAUCCACAAUUUACUGGAAUAUUCCAUCUAAACAGGACAAAAUGAACGUGGAUCUUCCGCAGACUGGAGCAGCAGCCGCCUCCAGCACAUCCACAUCGAGCAGCAACUGCGUCCCGAGCAGCGCCUCCACAAACGCCAGCAGCAUCCCCGCGCUCAGCAGCGGUAAUGUUCCGACCUCGGCAGCAAUGACGACUCCAUCAUCCGACUCCAGCGUGUCAAACGGGGUGUAUGUGCCCACGGGCAUCGCUAACGGAGACGUGAAGCCCGUCAUCUCAAGCACACCGCUGGCUGACUUCCUGAUGCAGCUGGAGGAUUACACUCCUACUAUCCCAGACGCAGUCACCGGAUAUUACCUCAACCGAGCUGGAUUUGAAGCAUCAGAUCCAAGAAUAAUCCGUCUCAUAUCAUUGGCGUCUCAGAAGUUCAUCUCAGAUAUUGCAAACGAUGCACUACAGCAUUGCAAAAUGAAGGGCACAGCCUCUGGAAGCUCCCGAAACAAGACCAAGGACAAGAAGUACACGCUGACGAUGGAAGAUCUGACACCAGCCAUGGCAGAGUAUGGCAUAAAUGUAAAGAAACCCCAUUACUUUAUUUGAGGGGAAGUGCUUCAUUGAAAUGGACUGCUGGAAAUGCACUGUUUGUCCCAUCAGAGCUUUGAAGACAUUAUCCUUCAGCGUGGGAACCAUCAGCUCACUGGCCCUCUGCUUUAUGCAUUUUCUUUAAGUGUGUUCGAUUAAGUUUGAUUACACCACUUGACUUUAAUUGAUGUCAGUAAAAAUCCUGUAUAAAUAAAUUCAUUGUAAUUACGCA
Molecule: messenger RNA, 957 nt
Organism: Carassius gibelio (silver crucian carp)
Lineage: Eukaryota; Metazoa; Chordata; Actinopteri; Cypriniformes; Cyprinidae
Gene: taf10
Product: TAF10 RNA polymerase II, TATA box binding protein (TBP)-associated factor
Exons: 5
Coding region: 189-743 (184 amino acids)
Biological process (GO): transcription initiation at RNA polymerase II promoter
Cellular component (GO): SAGA complex; nucleus; transcription factor TFIID complex
Molecular function (GO): promoter-specific chromatin binding; RNA polymerase II general transcription initiation factor activity
Source: RefSeq, a predicted model, not a curated record